CUCCUGUUUCGCCAGUGUCCUCUGAGCAGCACUCCCUCCUUGCACAGCAGCCAAAGCUCCUGCCAUUGUGUUCCAAUGCAAGCAGUUAAUCACCAUUAUGAGAGUCCAUGCUGCUGAAUACAACUUGUAUUUCCUCUUCGCAAUUAUCAUUUACAUACUAACUCAGUUUGAAAGUAAUAAAGCCUUGAUCAUCCAGAGGAAGCUGCAUAAAUGUUUCUCAAGCUGUCCAUCUGUCUGUACUCUGCUGGAUUUUACUAAAGAGAACAUAACUCAUCUUAAAACAAGUGACUUCAAUUGUUUUUUACAGUUAAGACUUCUAAAUCUUUCACAUAAUUUAAUUGGAGAAUUAGACUGUUCAGUGUUUAAGUUCAAUCCUUCGCUAGAGUACUUGGAUAUAUCUAACAACAGAUUGCAUACGAUAAAAUGUCACUCAUUACAAUAUAUUAAAAACAUUAAGCGCAUGGACCUUUCAUACAAUAACUUUAAAACCAUGGAUUUUUGCAGUGAAUUUACAGCACUGUCGCAACUGAAACAUCUUGGACUGAGUUCUAAGAAGAUCCAAAAAGAUAGUUUCAUAAAUAUUGCAUCUAUGGAUCUUGAUUUUGUGUUUUUGGGGAUUGAAAAUGAAAUUGAAUAUGAAAAUGGAAGCUUACAGUUUCUGAAUACAAACAAACUGCAUAUCAACUUGCAGCCAAACCUAAGUCUGGCAAGUUCUUACCUUUUGAGUGAUGCUUUGGACACUUCUAUGACUCUCGAGGUCUCUGGGGCACAAUGUGAUGUACACUGUGAUUAUUUUACGAAAUCUUUUUUCACGAUUAAUAAAAACUCCAAAGUAGUCAAUCUAAUUAUCAGCAAUAGCACAAUGCCGGGAAAUGAAAUGCUUAAAAUAAUUCCACCUAUUUGGGAUUCGUCAGUAGAGCAUCUACACAUCAAAAUGUUCAGACUCAUAAAGGAGUUUAAGUAUGUUAAAAUGGACUUUACACAUCAUUCAAUAAAAUCUUUUACAUUAGAGUAUUUUACUAACGAUGUGUUUUUUUUCCAAGGAACUCAUCCCUUUAACAUAUUUGCAGAAAUGCUUGUUGAAAAUGUUACAUUCUCAAACGCAGGAAUGAUACACUUUUUUUGUCCUCCGGUGCCCAGCAUUGUCAGGUUUCUAAACCUUCCAAGCAACAGAAUUACUGAUGAGAUUUUUCUAAACUGUUCCAGUCUCAACGAACUGGAAUUACUUAAUUUGCAAAAUAACAAAUUAGAGCAAAUGUCAAAAAUAAGUUCUAUGACUCUCAAAAUGAAAAAUCUCAAGCAUUUGGACCUCAGCAAAAAUGGACUUCAUAUUGACAAUGAGAAACAAUGCAACUGGAUGGAUUCCCUUGUAUUCCUAAAUUUAUCCGAGAGUGGGCUUACAAAUUCGGUCUUUGGUUGCCUUCCCAUCAACCUCCAGAUACUAGAUCUCUCUAAAAAUCAAAUCUCCAGCAUCCCCAUAGAAGUAAAGAAUUUUGUGUCCCUAAAAGAACUACAUUUAGCAUCAAACCGUCUAACAGAUAUCCCUGACUGCCACAAUAUUGGCAAUAACUUGGGGGUCCUAAAAGUUGAUGAAAAUUUUAUAAACUUACCACCAAAAGAAUUCCUCCAGAACUGUGAAUAUGUUCAAUAUCUAAGUGCUGGACAAAAUCCGUUUCAGUGCAACUGUGACCUGAGAGAGUUUGUUAAGAUGGGAGUCAUGUUUCCAAAAAGGCUUGUUGGAUGGCCAGAGUCCUAUAAAUGUGCAGAUCCUGAAAACGUCAAAGGAAUUUUCCUUCAAGAUUUUCAUCUAUCUGAAAUUUCUUGCAAUACAUCAUUAUUUCUAGGAGUUGUACUGGGCACAAUUUUUGUAGUGUCAAUCAUUGUGGUUUCUGCAUGUUUUUAUUUUGACGUGCCAUGGUAUAUUCGUAUGUUGUUCCGAUGGUUUAGAACAAAGCACAGGUUAAGGAAUGUUAACCAGCAAGACAUUCAGAAUGACAAACUAUUCCAUGCAUUUAUUUCUUACAGUCAGGAAGACUCAGACUGGGUAAAGAAUAUGUUGCUACCAAAUCUUGAAAGAAAAGACGGAUCAAUAAAAAUCUGCCACCAUGAAAGGCAUUUUAUUCCUGGCAAAGCAAUUAUUGAAAACAUAAUUGACUGCAUUGAAAAAAGUUUCAAGUCCAUUUUUGUUUUGUCUCCUAAUUUUAUUCAGAGUGAUUGGUGUCACUAUGAGCUGUAUUUUGCACAGCACACUUUAUUUGGGAAAAAUUCCAAUAAUUUGAUUCUGAUACUACUGGACCCCAUCCCACAGUAUUCAAUUCCCAAUAAGUAUAACAAAUUAAGAUCGAUAAUGAAGCAUAGGACAUACCUUGAAUGGCCAAAGGAAAAAGGCAAACAUGCCCUCUUUUGGGCUAACCUCAGGGAAGCAAUUCAUGUAAACCUUUCUAUUAAAGAGGAAGACAUGGCAGACCCUGAAAUAACAAUAACAUGAUUUAUAAAAGGUUACUCUA
This is a messenger RNA of Xenopus tropicalis (tropical clawed frog), 2507 nucleotides long. RefSeq names its product provisional ortholog of toll like receptor 1. Gene Ontology annotation, cellular component: plasma membrane; membrane. The coding region runs from base 98 to 2488 and encodes 796 amino acids. Gene Ontology annotation, molecular function: transmembrane signaling receptor activity. The record is from RefSeq and is a predicted model, not a curated record. NCBI's taxonomy places the organism in Eukaryota, Metazoa, Chordata, Amphibia, Anura, Pipidae. Gene Ontology annotation, biological process: signal transduction; toll-like receptor signaling pathway; immune response. The transcript is spliced from 2 exons.